This is a messenger RNA of Sparassis crispa, 903 nucleotides long. RefSeq names its product Formate/nitrite transporter. Gene Ontology annotation, molecular function: high-affinity secondary active nitrite transmembrane transporter activity. Gene Ontology annotation, cellular component: membrane. The record is from RefSeq and is a predicted model, not a curated record. Lineage: Eukaryota; Fungi; Basidiomycota; Agaricomycetes; Polyporales; Sparassidaceae. Gene Ontology annotation, biological process: transmembrane transport; nitrite transport. The transcript is spliced from 9 exons. The coding region runs from base 1 to 903 and encodes 300 amino acids.
AUGGCCUCCUUCGAUCCCCCAAGUACUCUCAAACCCGCAGAGGUCGCAGCCACGAUGGUCCAGCACGGCCUCGCGAAGCACCGCACCCGCGCCGACAUCCUCUUCUUCAAGGCCUUCCUCGCAGGCAACAUGCUCUCCUACGGCGGCCUCCUCUCCGAGAUCAUCUCCGGCGGCUCCCCCGCCCUCACCGCCUCCAACCCCGGCCUCGUCAAGGUCCUCGGCGGCGCCGUCUUCCCCGUCGGCCUCAUCAUGAUCGUCCUCCAGGGCCAGGAGCUCCUCACCAGCAACAUGAUGAUAUUCCCCAUGGCUAUCCUAAAGGGCGCCGUGCCCUGGUGGAGUCUCCCGCUCAACUGGCUCAUCGUCACCUUUGGCAACCUCGUCGGCAGCCUCUUCUUCGCCGCCAUCCUCGUCAAGUACACGGGCAUCAUCUCGACCGCGCCGUACGACGCGUACGUGAUCUCGUUCGCGCUCCACAAGGCCCAGGAGCCCCAGUGGUACCAGAUCUUCCUCCGCGGGAUCGGCUGCAACUGGCUCGUCUGCAUCGCCAUCUGGCAAGCGGCGGGCGCGCGCGACACGCUCUCCAAGAUCGUCGCGAUAUGGAUCCCGAUCAUGAUCUUCGUCUCCGCCGGGUUCGACCACGUCAUCGCGAACAUGUUCUCCGUCCCGCUCGGGAUCAUGUUCGGCGCGCCCAUGACCGCGGGGUACUACAUCGGCAAGUCGCUCGUGCCGAGCUACCUGGGCAACGUCGUCGGCGCGCUGCUCGUCGCGCUCCCCGCGACGUACUUCUACCUCUGGGACUGGCGCGCGGGCGGCCUGCGCGGCGCCGAGGAGGGCGAGGGCGGGCGGGACAGCGAGAAUGGCGAGGAGGGCAAGACGUAUGCGGUGAGCGCGCAGGGGGCGUGA